AUGGAAACCAUUAAACAGCAGACAAGACAAAUGGCCAGAAGAUCAAAUGACAGCACAUUGCGAGUCUCCAACAGAGUCAGAAAGCCCGCAGCCCAUUUUUCGCCAACAAGGACCCCUGUCAAGGAAACCCAUGAAAAUGCCAUAGUAAACUGCACAUGCAGCAGACAAAAUCGUAGGCCAGUAUCCUCUAAUUUUACCACUCGCACAAUAUUUAAAAAUGGCAUUAGAGAUGGGUCCUUAGUCGGCUGGACCCAUAAACUGAGCUAAGUGUGAGAAGUCUAACUUCUUGAGAGCUUUGGCUUGAAGAGAAGUGGUCUGUGCUGAGGCUGGUACAGACUAGAGAAGUCUGAAAGGGCUUGAUAACUUUAACGGUUCGACGGUUGGGCCGGUUCACCUACCCUUUUUAGAGCAGCUAUCGUAGCUGAACAUCAAGAAUGAAGACUUAGAAGGCAUUCAAUAUGCAUGAGAAAUUCAAUAAACUUAAUCCUACCACUCGAACUGAUAUCAAAUUUGAAAAAGUUCUUGAAAAAGCUAUAAAAAAUUUGAAGUUGAAUAUUAGUAGUGACUUUGUUAUUGUUUAUUAUUCAAAGCAAGAAAGAAGUAAUUUUUAAUUAGAAUGGAAGAAAAUUAAGGAUUUAGGAAAUAUUAAUGUGGGAAUGACCUAUAGAGGCUGCCUUUGAGUAGCGCUCUAAGCGCCUGAGACUUCCCGACGAAGUCUGGGCGGUGGUUUGACCAGCUGAUGUUGGUCAAACAACAUCCAAAAUGACAAAUUCUUCUCAUACAGAAGGUUUGUCAAAUUGGAUGUUGGUUUGACCAACAUCAGCUGGUCAAACCACCGCCCAGACUUCGUCGGGAAGUCUCGGACGCUUAGAGCGCUACUCAAAGGCAGCCUCUAUAUAAGUUGAGAGUUUAUAAAAAGUCAAAACCGAAGAAAGAAAUAACAAAAGCUGUUGAAGUUAAAAAACAAUUUGAGACCCCUAUUGAAGAAAAAGAAAAAAUUGAGCCAGUGAAUAAUGAUCAGUACUCAUAUAAUCAAAUGUCGAUGCAGUAUGGACUUUACUGGUAUUGGAAUUAUAUAAUGAAUUUGAGAGGAUUCCAAUUUGGUAAUUUUUCACCAUUUGGCUAA
This is a messenger RNA of Blepharisma stoltei, 1126 nucleotides long. NCBI's taxonomy places the organism in Eukaryota, Ciliophora, Heterotrichea, Heterotrichida, Blepharismidae. The record is from the annotation of a GenBank genome assembly.